CUUUCAUCUAACAGUUACUGGUAGAUGUGGCCUUACGCGGCAGCCCCAACAUUCUCUCAGUCAUACCAAAAGGAUAAUCUUUGUAACUUCCCAGGAAACAUAACGAACGUAAUGCUAGCUGAUGAAGAUGGCAAUAUUACCUAGAACUAACUUACGUGAUUUCUUGGAAAUAAUAAAUCGCAAGAUUCCAAGUAUCGUCAGUGUUGACGUACUUCGUCCAAUCAUGCUAACUAGCAAUGCUAUCAUUGUAUGUUAGCUAUUAGCUAGAACUCCUUUCAGCUACACGCCUGAGUUGAAACUACUAUUGUUGGGUUCCUUUGAUUCAAGUUUCUUUACAAGUAUCUUUAUGGGGUGAUGGAAUUUCCAUGGUGACUUGUAAUAAUUCUCUGCUUGUUAGUAGGCAGUUUCUACCUUAAUUGUACCAUUUGUGAAGGUAGUUGACUGACGUAAGCUACCAGGUGCAGUGUGGUGGCUUUCUAGUGUUGAGUUGUUGUGAUCAUCGGGUGAAGUAAAGGCCUUUCAUUUGACAGUGACAAACCAGGUAGAGGAGAAUCCAGACGUGCGGUGACAUGGAGCAAUACACUACCGCCAACACUGGGGAGCAGAUCGUGGUGCAGGCAACCAAUGGACAGAUUCAGCAGCAGGCACAGGGCACAGUGACUGCUGUGCAGCUGCAGACUGAGGCACCUGUGGCCACGGCGACAGGCCAGCAGGUGCAGACACUCCAGGUAGUCCAAGCCCAGCCCCUGAUGGUGCAGGUGAGUGGCGGGCAGCUCAUCACCUCCUCUGGCCAGCCCAUCAUGGUGCAGGCCAUGCCCGGAGGCCAGGGCCAGACCAUCAUGCAAGUCCCAGUGUCUGGAGCGCAGAGCCUACAGCAGAUCCAGCUGGUGCAGCCGGGGCAGAUUCAGCUGCAGGGAGGGCAGACGCUGCAGCUGCAGGGCCAGCAGGGUCAGGCACAGCAGAUCAUCAUCCAGCAGCCACAGGCUGCCAUCACUGCCGGCCAGAACCAGGGACAGCAGAUCACUGUGCAGGGGCAGCAAGUGGCUCAGACGGCCGAGGGCCAAACCAUUGUCUAUCAGCCUGUUAACGCAGAUGGCACCGUCCUGCAGCAAGGGAUGAUCACCAUCCCAGCAGGAACCCUGGCAGGCACACAGAUUGUGCAAGCAGGGGGCGCCAACACCUCCACAACCAAUAGUGGCCAGGGCACAGUCACAGUCACGCUGCCCGUCUCUGGCAACAUGGUCAAUGCGGGGGGGAUGGUCAUGGUAAGACCUUCCCAUGAGAUGGUGCCUGGUGGUGGCGCAGUGCCAGCCAUCCAGAGAAUUCCCCUGCCAGGAGCAGAGAUGCUAGAAGAGGAGCCUCUCUACGUCAAUGCCAAGCAGUACCACCGCAUCCUCAAGAGGCGGCAGGCCCGGGCCAAGCUGGAGGCUGAGGGAAAGAUCCCCAAGGAGCGGCGGGUGAGUAAAUAUCUCCAUGAGUCACGCCACCGCCACGCCAUGCAGCGCAAGCGAGGUGACGGCGGUCGAUUCUUUUCGCCCAAGGACAAGGAGGAGAUGGCCCUGGCCGCCUUGCAGGAGCAGCAAGACUCGUCUUCCGCUGGAGAUGAGACUGUGGCCCAGAUGAUCCGGGUCUCAUAGGGAAACAUCCAUCAGUACAAUACCAUGAGUCUGCAAGUCUCUCAUUACCUUGACGAUCCCUCACCCUUCCUCCUUAAACAUCCAAUCAACUGAGAGCUAUUGAGAACUGAAAAUUUAGAUUUUCCACACCGUUCUUUCACAGAGGAAGUGUCAAAUAGCAUUUAUCGGGGUGACCGAAGUACAUGAAAGUUCAAACUUCAAAUAGUCCUUCCUGGCCCUCAUCCUGCUUUGUUUGUACAGGUCUUGUUAACCGUAGAAAUAAAUGAGGUGACAAGGAUACCUCUUGGGAUCCAGGUUCAGUACCUCAUGGGGAGCAAGGACAGGCUCUCAGCUGGUGUGUGUGUGUGUGUGUGUGUGUGUGUACACUAUUUCCUAAAACAGGAAAGACUUUUACACAAAUAUUUUGAUUACAAUUGUAGAUGUGUAGGAUAUUAAAAAUGUUUCUGUUUCAUGUUUCUCAUCAACUCCCCAGCCCCAACAUGUGGCACUACGUGUCUUCCAUGUUUUGUUAAAAUUGCAGUUUUUUUAUACUUAUUUUGCAGGCCAUCUAUAAAAAUAUGGAUGAGGGCAAAUGAAUUGAUGCAUAUUUGUUAGGAUUAUGUUUUAUGCUGUCUUUAUAUAAUAUAUUUUAAUUAAACGUCAUGUGUUCAUGAAA
Messenger RNA from Alosa alosa (allis shad), 2292 nucleotides. RefSeq names its product nuclear transcription factor Y, alpha, like (gene nfyal). Gene Ontology annotation, cellular component: CCAAT-binding factor complex. Gene Ontology annotation, biological process: regulation of transcription by RNA polymerase II. NCBI's taxonomy places the organism in Eukaryota, Metazoa, Chordata, Actinopteri, Clupeiformes, Clupeidae. Gene Ontology annotation, molecular function: RNA polymerase II cis-regulatory region sequence-specific DNA binding; DNA-binding transcription factor activity, RNA polymerase II-specific. The transcript is spliced from 10 exons. Bases 570 to 1637 code for a protein of 355 amino acids. The record is from RefSeq and is a predicted model, not a curated record.